GAUUUAACAAAUUAAUUGAGUUGUUUCUUUCUUAGUUUCGUCAACCACAAAUAUAAAUGAAUAAAAGAUAUCCCGCUCCGAAUGUACUUUGGUGAAACAUUGUUUUACUUUGAUAAGAAUGAUGAGUUCCAAGACUUUCCUCCUCCAAAUACUUGCUCUUUUAGCUGCUGUAACUGUUGUUCUUCUCAUCUCUUUGGAGGUGGCAGCUGGACGCCUUGCUGCAACUACCACAGAUAUCAAUAACGCUGAGCUGGCUACUCGAACAACUGAGGCUGAGGUAGACGAUGCCAUCCUCUACGGCAGAAGCUGCAAAUUUGAGUGCUGUGAAUUACCUGGACGAGCUUGCUAUAGGAGGUGCUGCAAUUACACUGGUGAGGCGGUGGAUGUUGAAACUAGUGGCGAUCCUCACAACUAAUGUAGCAUUGCAUUUGCAUGUGUCUAAUUACAUGGGACCAAACCGUAGUUUGCUGAAUGCUAAGGGGAAAUGAAUAAAAUUGUGCUUAAUUAUCUCAA
This is a messenger RNA of Theobroma cacao (cacao), 513 nucleotides long. RefSeq lists its product as uncharacterized. The record is from RefSeq and is a predicted model, not a curated record. NCBI's taxonomy places the organism in Eukaryota, Viridiplantae, Streptophyta, Magnoliopsida, Malvales, Malvaceae.